Messenger RNA from Wyeomyia smithii (pitcher-plant mosquito), 807 nucleotides. RefSeq lists its product as uncharacterized. Gene Ontology annotation, molecular function: nucleic acid binding. Gene Ontology annotation, biological process: DNA integration. The transcript is spliced from 3 exons. Lineage: Eukaryota; Metazoa; Arthropoda; Insecta; Diptera; Culicidae. The coding region runs from base 1 to 807 and encodes 268 amino acids. The record is from RefSeq and is a predicted model, not a curated record.
AUGGCUUUACGAAACAUAUUUGGAAGACGGGGAAGCCCGGCCGUCAUAUUUAGUGACUGUGGUACCAAUUUUCAAGGCGCUUCGAAAGAAUUUAAAACCGCCAUGGAGAACGUAGACCACGAUCGACUGGUGAAGGAAUUCACGUCGGCUCAUACCGAAUGGAAGUUCAAUCCUCCAGCUUCACCGCACAUGGGGGGAGCCUGGGAACGACUCAUCAGAACCUUAAAGAAAAACCUAAACAAUGUUUUGGCAUCGAGAGUAACAUCAGCGGAAGUUCUCGAGAAUGCUCUGACGGAAAUGGAAAAUAUCGUGAAUUCCAGGCCGCUGACAGGCAUUCCGCUUGAGAAUGAUUUUUCUCCAGUAUUAACACCUAACCAUUUUUUGAUUCAAUCUUCAAACGCUAACAUGUUUUGGAAGCAAUGGCUACGGGACUAUCUGCCAACGAUUACUAGACGUACCAAGUGGUUUGCUGCUGUGGAACCAAUCAAAGUCAAUGACCUUGUUGUCGUGGUUGAUCCAAAACUACCCCGUAAUUGCUGGCCUAAGGGAAGAGUGAUCGCAGCCCAAACCGGUUUGGAUGGUCAGGUACGACGAGCAACCGUGCGGACUGGAUAUGGCGGAAUAUAUGAAAGACCGGCAGUGAAGCUCGCUGUACUCGACGUUGGCGUAGGAAAUAAUGCGCCUAGUGCAGAACCUGCGCAUUCCGGGGGGAUUGAUCGCCAUACGCAUAGUGCCAGCGAAUGGACUUACAUGCCAGACCGACGGUUCUUCGAUCACGCCCAUUGCUCAUCUAGAGGAUCGUUAUAA